AUGCUCCUUAAUCAUUUUGAAUUUCGAAGACCCAGAUCUAAAAUUAGUUUGUGUAUUGUUUUGAGAUUAAACAAUAGAUGCACUAACAACUCUGAUUGAUCCUCUCUUUAAUGAACGUAUUGUCAUAUUUUAUCUGCUCAUACGUGGUUCAUUUACUAAUUGAUUCUAUAUUUAUUUCAUGUUAANAUCCAUAGAGGCCCUUUGCCUAAAUUUAUAAAUUAAAAAUUUCUACAUAUAUAAAGAGUCCCUUUUAUUUGGAUUACAGGUAUUUCUAUAUUUAACUUUAAUAUUAGAUUCAAAUUAAAACCAUGAAUUGUUUGAUGCUUUUGAAUUACUCCAAUAUCAGCAUAUGGAAAUAGUUAAAUACUUCUAUUUAAUUCUUAUAAUCGAAUAUAAUUAUAGGGAUUAAUUGGAUUCUAUUAACACAGAAUUUAAAACAAAGGUCAUUUACGAAAAUUUGUAAGAAAAACCCAUAUUUGGAGAUUUCUAUAAUAAUUUCUAAAUAAUCAAACCUAAAAUUAAAACAAAAGAUUUAAAUAUAAAGUUUGAUCUCUCAGAGAUCAGUAUGAUUACCUUGUAUAUGAAAGGGAAUGUAAGGAGCAUUUUAAAUUGGCUACAAUUCCAUCAUAAGGAUCAAUUUAUAUAUACAUUGAUUAAGCAAAUGAAAUUAGAUCAAACUCAUUUACAAUACAUGCUUAAAAAUCAUUUACCCAUCUUUAAGAGUGAUUAGUUUGAUAAUUAGUUUAAUUUAAAUGCUUAAUAAUGGUUUGAUUAACAAUGUAUUGAAUUAGUGGAUGAUAUAGUUCAAAAUAGGAAAAAUAUCUUAAAAAAUAAUUAUUCAAAAAGAUCUUUUAAAUUCAAUAUAAAUUCAUUCCUAGUAAAUUAUGUUCUUAAGGUAAUGUAGUGAUUAAUAUAAUAUAGAUAAAUGCAAUAAAUACAUAAUAAUAUACUUCCAGUACAAGAUAACGAAGAUUGAAUAAAGAGCCAAAAGAUAUUUAUAAACCACUUUAACAAUUCUUCAAAGAUGAAGAAGAGUAUGAGUAGUUUAAAUAAUUUGACAAAUCUUUUGCAUUUUUGGUGAACUGA
Messenger RNA from Paramecium sonneborni, 1086 nucleotides. The record is from the annotation of a GenBank genome assembly. NCBI's taxonomy places the organism in Eukaryota, Ciliophora, Oligohymenophorea, Peniculida, Parameciidae.